UUGGAGUUGCCGGUCGAUAUUCACAAUUAAGAGUCGGAACGUUAAGGGUUAAUUCUCAUCAUGUAUCUGUGAUGCAUUUCGAUUUCGCCACGUUCGAACUUGCGAUAGUCGAGAUCGAAAGAAAGAAGGGGUCGAUCGAUCGAUGGAACGCCGAUCAUAUCGCACAGCGGCGACAGGAUUUAAAAGGACGUUGGGAACAAGCCUUUAACUGAGCUUCUGGAGCCAUCUAUUGAAAGAAGGAAGGAAGGACAGCGGCGACAGUGCGGUACUCGGCUAACCAACGACACGCACAAAGUUCGGAGUCGGAUAAUUCCAACGAAUAUGGCACGAAUCGUCGCCGUGAAGGAAUGCCUCGAGAAAGCACUGAGGGAUGAGAGCAAGCCGUGGACGAAGGUAUUCGCCCAGGCGGAAGAGAAGACCGGCGUCGAUCGGCUGUAUAUCUUUCUUGGAUCAUUAACACUGCUGGCUGUGUAUUUAGUAUUUGGACUGGGACAGCAGUUGGUAUGCAACAUAAUCGGUUUUGUGUAUCCUGCUUACGAAUCCAUGAAGGCGCUGGAAACUUCCAAGAAGGAGGACGAUACAAAGUGGCUCACUUAUUGGGUCGUUUUUGCCGUAUUUACUAUAAUAGAAUUUUUCUCAGAGUAUAUUGUCUGUUGGUUCCCAGUCUAUUGGCUGUUCAAGUGCAUAUUUUAUGUGUGGUUGAUGGCACCGACUGAGUACAAUGGUUCUUUGAUUCUGUACCGGCGUAUCAUCCGUCCCAAGUUCUUGCAGUAUCAACCUGGACUAGACAGAUUUUUGUCUAAUGCGCGUGACACAGCAGUCAAAACUGCAGCAGAAGCAUUAUUGACCAACAAGCAAGAUUAACAAGAUUACAAGUCACACUAACAGGAAUUAGAAAGUCCAAUUGUCUUUCCUUCUAUGUCUUGAUCCUAACAGGAAGAAUUGUGAACUUUGUGCUUUUCUGAAUAUUUCUAAGUGUCCUACAUUUUAAAUGGUAUAAUAAAAAAUACCGGGCAAAAAAUUGUAAGUAUACACACACACACACACACACACACCCGCGCACAAGAUUGAUGAUUGUUAAAGUUGCUAGGAAAAACUGGUUGAGUAAAAUUUCAUGUUAAUAUAGUGAACACUAUGUGAACACUAUGAGACACAUGAACGAAAGGAAAAAAAAAAUAUCUCCCUCUGAAAGAAUAAAUCGUUUGCAAAGCUGGUGUGAUAGUCUGAUUAUAGAAUUAGGAUUGUUAGGCAGGUCCGGCACAGCACGGAAAUAUGCGUUUUGUUUCCAGUUGCUCAACUGAAAGCAGAAGUGUUUGAAGUGUUUUUGUAUUAUAGGAUAGGAAUGUCGCGUGUGUCUCCGCCAUCCUUAUACGUAGCGAUUGUUAAUACCUAUAUACUAGUGUAUCUUUACGUAAGGUCCUCACCAACAUCGAUUAAACAUUUAAAUUUUUAAAUUAAAUUUUAAAUUAAAAUUAAAUUUUAAUUUAAAUUAAAUUUUGAACUGAAUGAUCAUUUGUGGACGUCAGUGAUUUCUCGACGCUGCAUAUUCUAAAUCGUUCCUGUUAUCAAUCUGAUAAGAUCGACGUUGGUGGAGCCCAAUCUUUAGUAUGCCUUAUGUAAGUUUUUAGACAUGACUGUUAAGGAGAGGCAUUUAAUCAUUGGGAAAUUUUAGAAAUUCCAAUUCGUAUGAUGUGUGAGAAAUGACAUACGAGACUCAGGUAAAUUUCUUAUUAUUGUUGCCACCUAAUCAUGUGCGCGAUAUCUCGUCUAUAUAAUAUAUACGACUUUUUCCAAAAGCAUUCAGGGAAGCGAGCCUCCUUAGCUAGUUCAUGAGCCGCCAAAAUGCGAUGAGAGGAUGGACUGUUGGUGUAUCCUCAAUUAUCCGCGAUUAGUUUAACUUUCUACGUCCCACGUGUGAGAACUUGCAUCGUAUUUGCAUGCGACCGUCGUCUGUUCUUCGUUUAAAGUAUUCUACGUUACAUUCUUCGUUAUUAAAGUAUAGACGCACCCUAAGAUAUGUGUUGCUCAAGUUAAGACUUUGUAUCGACGUUGAGUAACUUAACUAUCGGUAGUUGUGUAUCCGAUAAUAUCAACGUCCCAAGUGCGGAUCGAAUAUCCGACUCUUUCGCGACCUCGAGACCAAAUUUUCCCAAACUUUCCCCUCGAUUGCACUAAAAAAGAUUUACUUCGUUUCAACUACGCGCUCAAUGUUGCGACUCUCGCCGGGUUUACGGGUUUUAUGCGGAAAUGUAAAUUUAAAUAUAUAUCGACGAUGAUUGUAAAUUGGUGAAUUGAGGAAUGUGCACGAAUAAAUAACUUUUUAUUUUA
Molecule: messenger RNA, 2328 nt
Organism: Dinoponera quadriceps
Lineage: Eukaryota; Metazoa; Arthropoda; Insecta; Hymenoptera; Formicidae
Product: receptor expression-enhancing protein 5-like
Exons: 4
Coding region: 322-864 (180 amino acids)
Source: RefSeq, a predicted model, not a curated record